Messenger RNA from Mya arenaria, 5244 nucleotides. RefSeq names its product sushi, von Willebrand factor type A, EGF and pentraxin domain-containing protein 1-like. The transcript has 33 exons. The coding region runs from base 1 to 5244 and encodes 1747 amino acids. NCBI's taxonomy places the organism in Eukaryota, Metazoa, Mollusca, Bivalvia, Myida, Myidae. The record is from RefSeq and is a predicted model, not a curated record.
AUGGGUGACAAUUCUCUUACAUGCACGGACAGUGGGGAAUGGAAUUCCACCUUUCCUUACUGUGUGUGUGACGCUCAGGCAGCUCCAUCCGACGGAAGUGUUUGGGUGUCUUCGGAUGGCAGCUCGAUGGUUUUUACCUGUGAUGUGGGCUUUACGUUGGCCGGUGAGGCAGAGAACAACUGCAGCAGUGAUGGAACCGGUUGGCUGUACCCCCAACCUUCAUGUGUGAGCUGUCAACCGUUGGCCGCCUCUUCAGUAGGUAGUGCAUCCGUGACGAGUGAUGGGCAGACAUCCGUAGCCGCCUUCAGCUGCCCAGCCGGCUACUCCCUCUCUAGUGCAACCACGGCUGUCUCUUGUCUACCCGAUGGCACUUGGGGCAGCAGCAUUCCAGAUUGUGUUAAAUGCGAGACGUUGGCUAACCCGGCAAGCGGAAGUGUCAGUAUUGAGACCGACGGAAGUUCCAGUCACGCCAUCUACUCCUGUCUAACCGGAUACACGAUGUUUGGCGAUCAGCAACGAAACUGUCUUAUUAACGGCUCUUGGGACGGGGAUGUGCCGGUCUGCCUAUGCAGUCAAGCACCGUCGCCUCUGAACGGCGCAGUGAGCGUCUCGACGGAUGGACUUACGGCUGACUAUACGUGCAACGUCGGGAACACAUUGUCUGGCGUUAGCCAACGAGAAUGUCGUCUCGACGGCACGGGCUGGACUGGUGAUGCCCCGACAUGUGUUGAAUGUAGCACGCUGGACUCUGUGGUUGGUGGAUCAGCACUCCUAUGGACGGACGGUGCCUCAACACAUGCCAACUUCAGCUGCCAGACGGGCACCACCUUGGCAGGAGAACACCAUUUAACCUGCCGCACCUCAGGGUCGUGGUCCUUCAGCGUCCCACAGUGUGUGUCUUGCACAAAUCCAGUACAAACGGAAGGACUUGAAACUACGACAACAUCGGACGGUCUAGCAACAACGAUUGCAUUCCAAUGUGCGGUCGGCUACUUGUUGCACGGAGUGCACGAAACAUCAUGCACAGUUAGUGGCACGUGGAGCGAGCAGCAGCCGUCCUGUGUUUCUUGUCCAUCUCUUACCAGUCCCGACAGCGGCAUUGUUGUAGUAACAAGCAACGGCACCAACAGUAUGGCAACUUACAGCUGUGCUGGCGGCUACUAUGUACAAGGGGACAGUUUUAGGCUGUGCCAGGGUGACGGCGUUUGGAACUCGACAGACCCUACCUGUGUGUGUGAUGCUCCCUUGUCGCCGGAGAACGGUGGGUUCAUUCUCCAAUAUGAUGGCUACACAGCGCAAUAUCACUGCGAUGUUGGCUUUAGCUUAGAUGGGCCAGCUGAACGUACAUGCGCCUUGGACGGUACAGGAUGGUCCGACAUAGACCCUAUCUGCGUCGGUUGUGUAGCUACAACCGAUCCAGCAAAUGGCACGGUGACUCUGACAUCAGAUGGCACUACGACACAGGCCACCGUGAGCUGUGACGUCGGCUUUACGGUCUCCGCAACUGAUCCUUCACUGUCAUGUCAGCCAGAUGGCUCUUACUCUGAGCAGCUCCCUUCAUGUGUCUUCUGCAUGGAGUUGCAAUCAUCCGCGAAUGGUGACAUACUGCUGACCUCAGACAACGAAACUACAUGGGCGACGUUCUCGUGUGAUAUUGGUUUCUCUCUGGUCGGGGAACAAAGUCUCUAUUGUCUGAAAGAUGGGACAUGGUCACAACCUACUCCAACUUGUGUCACUUGCGACGCAGCCCCUACUAUCGAAAACUCGGUAUACACGCUAGAAACGAAUGGAACCGCGAGUUACCUGUCUGUACAAUGUUUAGACGGAUAUUACAUGCAAGGUGCUGAUGUCAUGGUCUGCGACUCCUCCGGGACGUGGGACCCCAUACCAGAAUGCUUGUGUGACAACCCUGGAGUUCCAGCAAACGGGGAGAUGCAGACAGACGGACGGAUAGUGACAUUUUUAUGUGAUCUUGGCUACACCAUGAAUGGAAACAAUACGGCUCAGUGUCUUAAUGGAGGAUCUGGUUGGAGCGGUCAUGUGCCAGAGUGUAUUCAAUGUGUGGCGAUAUCAGAUAUAUCUGGAGGAUCAUUGUCAGAGAGUACAGACGGCAGCUUCACCAUGUAUACGUAUACGUGUCCAGCCGGAGCGUCGCUUGUGGGAAGUCCGGUUCUCGAAUGUGUCCUUGAUGGAUCAUGGUCCGGCACGACGCCAACCUGUGUUUCAUGUCCAACACUGUUGGCCCCGGACAGUGGCGAGGUCCUCCUGCAGACUGACGGGAUAUCAACAACAGGGGUUUACAGUUGUGUGCAGGGCUAUGAACUUGUUGGCCAGGUGAAUCGUACUUGUGGCACUGACGGGGUCUGGACAGGCAAUUCACCAACUUGCUCUCUUUGCGACACAAUCCAAAACAUCAGCGGUGGAUCAGUAUCUACGUCAACGGAUGGUUUGGUGACUGAAGCCGCUUUCACCUGCGCUGCUGGGUUCACGAUGGACGGUCCGGCCACAGCACAGUGCCGUAGCGACGGCACUUGGAAUACAACUGGACCGUCGUGCAUCAUGUGUGAGACAGUAUCGAGUCCUACUAACGGUGGUUACAGCACGUUUACUGACGGAGUAGCAACGUUUUCCAUCUUUACAUGUGACGUCGGUUUCUCACUGAAAGGCUCGUCCGAACUCACUUGUGGUUUAUCCGGCUCGUACCUGGGAACUGAACCAUUAUGUGUUUCUUGCUCCACCCUGACUGCCCCAGAUUCCGCCACACAGUCAAUGUCCACAAAUGGUUCAGUGACGUUGGUCACAUACAUGUGUGAAGCGGGCUACCAUCUGGAGGGAGAGGCAGUCCUCACAUGCACUACUCAAGGGCUCUGGGACAGUGAUCAACCGGAGUGUGUGUGUGACCUACCAGCACAAAUCACUAACGGCAUACUGACCUUAUCGUCUGACGGUCGAACGGCAGCGUAUUCGUGCAACCAGGGAUUUAAUCUGAACGGAACUGCUGAAGGCACGUGCUUGAUGGGUGGACAGGGAUGGAGCCACGUGGAACCGACAUGUGUUCAGUGUGAUAGUUUUGAGAGCCCUGCUAAAGGAACCGUCAGCGUUUCAACUGAUGGUGUAGUUACACUGCUAACUGUGACGUGUGGGUCAGGGUUCACACUUGAUGGAAUUGUCGAGUUGCAAUGCGGAGAGGACGGGGCGUGGACGUAUGACGUCAACAGCUUCUCGUGCGUGAGCUGUGAUCCCCUGACUGAGCCAAAUAAUGGAAACAUGUCCAUUAACACUAAUGGUAGUGUUUCGGAAGCAACAUUUUCCUGCAUCGCUGGAUACACCCUUGCAGGUUCCCCUCUCAGUUAUUGUGGCGUAGACGGACUCUGGUCUGACCCUAUUCCAAUAUGCGUGGAGUGUGAAGACAUGUCUGCAAUAUCCAGUGGUAGCGUAUUGAUGUUCAGUGAUGGAUUGAAAACGAUGUUAACGUAUGAGUGUGUAUCCGGCUAUAUGCUUCGUGGCACUAACAGUCUUGAGUGCAGAACGGACGGUUCGUGGAGCGAUGGAUUUCCCGAAUGUGUGUGUGAGUCACCGAUUUCACUGAUAAAUGGCGAUUUCACCAUAAGCGCGGACGGCAUGACCCUAUCUUACGAAUGUGACGUCUCGUUUACACUGGUUGGUGAUAAUAUGAGAACGUGCGGUAGUGACGGAUCAGGAUGGGGCGGUCAACCCCCGACGUGUGUUAAAUGCGACAACCUCCAGUCAUUGUCGGACGGUGAUGUUACACUGACAUCCAAUGGAACGGUUACAUCAGUGACGUUUUCCUGUGACCUUGGAUACAGUGCCCAGGGUGUUUUCAUCGGCAUUUGUGAUGAUACGGGUGCUUGGGAUAUUACGCCGCCGUCCUGCGGGAGCUGCGAAGUUCUUAAUGUCAUACCCAACGGAGAAGUUGUUCUGACAACCAAUGGUUCAACUUCUUUAGCGACGUACACAUGCACAACCGGAUACUUCUUAUCUGGGGAAACAACUAGACAAUGCAGUGGGGGCACAUACUCGGGGUCGGAACCAGAAUGCUUGUGCUCUCCGCCGGCUUAUUUUGCAAAUGGCGAGUUUACCUCAAAUGGGUCUGUCAUCACGUUCCUGUGUGAUCAGCGAUAUACUUUAAACGGGCCGAACACAAGAGUGUGUUCAAAUGAUGGAUCUGGAUGGAGUUCCAUAGAACCGUUUUGCGUUGCAUGCGAUGCACUUACGGCUCCAACUGGCGGCUCAAUAAAUUUGACCACGGAUGGUUACCAGACAUUAGCAAUGGUGAAAUGCGACGUGGGCUACACCAUGUCGGGACCAGACGCACUCACCUGCAAUACAGAUGGAGCCUGGGAUAUGGAAGUUUCUUCUUGUGGAGUGGCCUGUUCGGCAUUGGACGUUCCUGUUGGAGGACAUGUGGAAUUGCAAACGAACGGCCAAACGACGACGGCAAGUUUUACUUGCGAUGUUUAUUACACUUUGGUCGGACAAGAUACGUUGUCGUGCAGAAAUGACGGUACAUGGAGCUUCAAAGAACCAUCUUGCAUUCAAUGCCCGGUUCUGGAUGCCCCAGACAGUGGCUUCAUGGCAGUCACUAGCGAUGGUCUUGUGACCACAGCAAAGUACACGUGCCAUGCGGCCUAUUACCUGAUAGGGGAUGAGACCUCUGUGUGUGGCACAGAAGGGUCUUGGAACUCGACUGCACCAACAUGUAUUUGUGUUGAACCCUCCAGCCUAGCAAAUGGCUCAAUUUCCGUGUCAGUUGAUGGCUUGUCUGCAGAAUAUAGUUGUGACCGAGGAUUUACAUUACAAGGGGAGCAGAGUGUAUCAUGCCUCGGAAAUUUCCAAGAAUGGUCGGCAGAUGGACAACUAUGUGUUACCUGCGGAGACCCACCAACAGUAGACGACGGAGACGUUACCGUACAAACGAACAGAACGUCUUCAAGUCUAAUUUUUAUGUGCCAGGCCGGAUACAGCCUUUCGGGUACCUCUUUAGUCAACUGUCUCUCCAAUGGAUCUUGGGACGAACAAUUUCCAACCUGUGUUGCUUGUAGCGAUGUGUUAGGGGUGGCGGAUGGUUCUAGUACGCUUGGUACAGAUGGAUUGAAAAGCAGCUACUCAUUCUCUUGUGGCGAGGGUUACAGUCUGGAAGGAGAUGCGGUCGUCACGUGUCUUGAAGAUGGGACGUGGACUAGUUCCCCUCCGAACUGUGGACAUUCUGACAUCACCAAGUGA